AUCUCUCUCUCUUUCUCUCUCUCUUCCCUCCGCCGGAUCCCCCUCUCUCUCUCCUCCCAUGGAUUUCUUCAAAUCCGUCUUCUCCGACGACGGCCCGCCGGAAUCCCCCCGGAGCCCCCGCCCCGACCCGGUCCCAGACCCGAGCCCCGGAUCGCCCGGCGGCGCGUGGAGCUUGGGGGGGCUGAUCAAGACCCUGGCCACCCGGUCGGAGUCGGCGAUCGAGUCCUACCGCCGCGAUCUCGAGGAGUUCGGGUCCGGGCUCCGGAAGGAGACGGCGGUCAUCCGCGAGGCCGCCUCCCGCGCCGUCAAGGACCUCCCCACCUCGCUCGAGGCCGGCGCCUCCGCGGCGCAGGAGUCGCUCGAGUCGGUCGGGCAGGCCAUCGACGACAUCGGCGCCACCGUGCUCAAGUCCACGGCCGAGAUCCUCUCCCACGGCAAGGAGGCCCUGCUGGAUCUCGAUUCCGAUUCGUCCGAUCACGGCAGCGGCAACUUCGGCGGCGGCGGCGGCGGCGGCGCGCAGAGUUCGGAUGUGAGGAAGUACAGCAGGUUCGACGCGCAAUUGCGCCAGAUUCAGAGCGAUGCGAGCGUGUACCGCGACGAGCCGGAGGGUUCGGAGGAGUAUGGGGAGUGGAAAUUAGGGUUUUCGCUGGAGGAGAAGAGGGAGGAGAUUGAGAGCUUGACUGGGGAGGGUGGGGCGAUGAGAGAAAUGUAUGCCAAGGUUGUGCCUGAGGAAGUUGAUCACGAGAAUUUCUGGUCUAGGUACUUUUACAGAGUGCAUAAGCUCCAGGCAGCGGAGGAUGCCAGAGCUCGGCUCGUGAAGCGGGCGAUCUCUGGGGAAGAAGAGGAGGAUUUGAGGUGGGAUUUCGAGGAUGAAGAUGAGGAGGAAGGAGGAGAAGCAUUGGUGGCAAAAAGUGAAAGUGCCGUGCUGGUGAAAGAUGCGCCGGACGCGGUGAAAACGGAGGAGGGCACCGGCGAGGCUUCGUCGUCUGGGCUUGUCCAGGCUCGGGAGAAGAGCGUGGCCGGCGAAGAAGAGGAGAAGUCGGAUUCGGAGAAGUCGGGUAGCGAUGCGUCGGAAGUUAAAGUCGACGAGAGACCGAAUUUGGAAGGGAAGACCGAUAAGACGGAUGCCAGCGGGUCGUGCAAGGAUAGCGAUGUAUCGAUCAUUUCGACGCAGCCGUCGAUGCCCGAGGUUGCGGACCUCGGGUGGGAUGAGAUCGAGGACGUGGUCGGCAAUGACGAGGGUAAGAGGGACAGCGUUUCCAGCGCGAGCAGAGUCGAUUUGCGAAAGCGCCUGAGCGCAGCAGAUGAGGAGGAUUUAACUUGGGACAUCGAGGACGAUGACGAUGACGAGGACGACGAGCCUACCAAAUUGCGAUGAAGUAAAUGAUCUCUCACUAUUCAAAACGUUUAGAGCUGUAGACAUUGAGGGUCAAGUUUUCCCCCUUGAUAUCAUGUCGUUGCACUUGGUCUCUUUUAAGUUGUGCGAAAACCAUUAUUUGGGUUGUUAUCACUUACCAGCGUGUCUUGUGGAUAGUUUAUCUUCGUUUUAUACUCUUUUAGAGUUCAGCUGGAAGCUAUGUAACCGUGCAAUUGCCCAUUCUUGAUUACAAAUAAAAGCUUGGUCCUUUCUUUUA
This is a messenger RNA of Syzygium oleosum, 1634 nucleotides long. RefSeq lists its product as uncharacterized. The record is from RefSeq and is a predicted model, not a curated record. Gene Ontology annotation, cellular component: cytoplasm. NCBI's taxonomy places the organism in Eukaryota, Viridiplantae, Streptophyta, Magnoliopsida, Myrtales, Myrtaceae. The coding region runs from base 59 to 1378 and encodes 439 amino acids. The transcript has a single exon.